Molecule: messenger RNA, 2022 nt
Organism: Mesorhabditis belari
Lineage: Eukaryota; Metazoa; Nematoda; Chromadorea; Rhabditida; Rhabditidae
Source: the annotation of a GenBank genome assembly
AUGAACCGGGCACUUGGUGAAGGAAAAGUUACUAAAUUGGUUAAAAAAUACGCCUACAUACAAGAUGAUCGUUUGGGCAAAGUGUAUUUCCCGUUGGAAGCAGCGCGGAUCACGAUAGAUUGUGUUGAUUUACGAGAGAAAUUUAAUGAAAACGAUAUUGUUAUAUUUACGGCGCAGAAGCAAGCCUCGACCACGAAUGAUUGUCAAUAUGCUGCCAGUUCGGUGAUAAAGAAAAAAGAUCUUAUACAUUGUUAUGGCAAAAUUACGGAGACUUUUGAUAAAUUUUGUUACGUUGAUGUGAAGAAAUUUGGGAAAGUAUUUGUCCCGUAUUCGGCGAGGACUGAGGCCGGGAAACCGUGGCUUGGAAGGGGCGCUGAGAAGGGGAAAACUUGUUCGAUACGUAUAUUUCGCCAACCAGAUAUAAACACUUGCAAAUAUGUGGCGUUCGGAUGGAAAAAUUUUGUAACACUUCAUUUUUCGAUUUCGCGUAUUACUACUGAUUCGACCCGGUUGCAAAUCGGUUGUAUUGUUCGUUAUGCGGAUGCGAAUGAUUGUCUUAUUUAUUCAGCGCAAACUGGGCUUGCUCGUUUGCCGGCAAACAUGGUUCGACCGUGGAUGUAUUUGGGUGGAUGGCUUAAAUAUGAUAUUUCGCGUGAUCCGAAUUCCUUAACAAAUGGCGACCCGUCUAAGUCACUAACGACCUGGAUUGUGCGUGAUCCGGUUGAUUUAGGAAUGUUAUUUGAAGUAGAAGAAGAUCAAAUGGACGGUUCUCGGCUACAACUAUCGUUGAAUUGUGUUGUCAAUCGAGUUUCCAUAUCGAAUCGGCAUGCCUGGCUUUGGAAUGAUUUUAUUGGUCGUAUCUAUGUGCCACCUGGUUGUUUUCGACAUAGCCUUCGUCCUAUGGAGUGUGCAAAGGCUCGUGUUGUUUAUACGGGAGCAUUUGAUGAUGUACCGUGGUCGGCUUUACAUUUGGAGGUAAUUGGACCGAAUGACGAGAUUCGACAAACGAAUGCGCAACUCCUAUUGACUGAUGAUAAUUGGAGUAUUACGCAUGUUCAAUCACAACAAGGAACUUUCUUUGGCUUUAUGGAGAAUCCGAAGUACGGAAGCGCUUUUAUCGCUUGGACCGAUUUGGCCGAGGGAGAAGCUGUGCCGGCAAAGGAGCAGCGUUGUCGUGCAACUGUCUUCAAGCAGCAUCGCGAAAAGAAACAUCAGUGGAGAGCCGUACUGGUCGCUCCUCUAGAAGACAAAGCGGCCUCGUAUCCUCUACACGUGCAUUCGGGCGUUCUGCAGAUUCCUCGUCCAUUCCGUGCUCCACAACAACCCAACACUCCAUCACCGCCGCCACCACCCGUGCAACAACAGCCGAUUGGAACGAGGACAAGUCAAGAUCGAUCGAUGGCCUCUUUAUUGAGAAUGAGUUCACCACCCGGCGUGAUGGGAUUGCCGAUGGAGCUGGGAUUGCUGGUGAAACCGCAGAGUAACAGCACGUCGCCUAUCACAGCUGCAAAAAUUAUCAAUGGUCACCGUGCGCAGCGUCUUCCCUCGUUGCAACAAAUCUGCCCGGGUAGCAUGACUGGGGUCACGAAUUCGGGUGUCUCUUCAUCAGCCUCACUUCCAUCAUCGUCGGUUCCCACUCCAUCAAUCACUUCACCAUCACAGCAUUUGUCAUCGGAAGACGGCUCGGACACGUUCAGCGAGAAUCACGAGAUCGACAUCUUGGCUGCACAGUUUGGCGAAAGUGCCUUCCGUUUGCGGGACGAGUUCUCUCACUGGUUGCCUCCAUCGUCGGUGAAUCCUCCAUCAUUCAUGCCGCUUUCCUUCGCGCCGACCUCCAGUGCCACCUCGCCGGCUGCUGCUCCGGUACCGAAAGUUGACGUCGGCACACAAACCGACAUGAUUUGUGAACAACGCGUUCUCCGCGACAUCAUGCAGAAUCGGGAGUUGCUGAUGAAAGUUUUUGAGGCUUUUCCCACUCAUAUGGACGUGAUUCUCAACAUGAAAUGGCAAACGACCACCUCG